Molecule: messenger RNA, 697 nt
Organism: Papilio xuthus (Asian swallowtail)
Lineage: Eukaryota; Metazoa; Arthropoda; Insecta; Lepidoptera; Papilionidae
Gene: MHF1
Product: centromere protein S-like
Exons: 4
Coding region: 171-692 (173 amino acids)
Biological process (GO): resolution of meiotic recombination intermediates; replication fork processing
Cellular component (GO): FANCM-MHF complex
Molecular function (GO): protein heterodimerization activity; chromatin binding
Source: RefSeq, a predicted model, not a curated record
UGAUAUAAAUAAACAACAAUUUAAAAGCCUCAUGAAAACAUUAUAACUUAGUAUCGUCGUUUUGAUGAUAAAUUGGGUUGGAAAUUACGUAUGUUACAAUUAAAGUCUUGAACAUAUUGAAUUGCGUGAAAUCUCGGGAAGAUUUCUACUACUUUGACUAACAUCGUUACAUGAUGACGACAUUUGAAAAUUUAACGAAAUCCCAAAAGCUCCGAGCUUCUUUGCAUCGUGACGUGCAGGCCAUUUGCAAAGAAACAUGUCAUAACCUUGGCUUGGACAUAACGAAACCAUCAAUGGAAGUCAUCGCUGAGCUUGUCUAUAAGAAACUCAGCAUUUACGCUCUGGACUUGGAGGCAUUUGCGAAACACGCUAAACGAAGCACUAUCAACUCUGAUGAUGUCUUAUUAUUGGUAAGAAGAAAUCCAUCUCUGAAAGCACAUUUGAGCGGUCUUAUAAGUAAUCAACCUUCGACUUCAAAAGAUAAAAGAAGAAAGACUAAUGUUGCGACAAACGUGAAAGAAACUCCUACAAGUACAAAAUCAAAACCAGGAAUCGAAAGUGAAAAGUUGGAUAAAGAAAUAGUAAACAAAGAGAAGAAAGAUAAAGAAAAAGAAAUAGAAAACGACUUAAAAAUGGACAAUAGAAUUAAGGAUAUGUCUAUAGAUGGUACUAUAGAUUUAACUUUUGAUUAAAAAAA